CCGGUGAUCUGUCUCCAGUGUUGUGCCGUGUUGUCGCCGCUCCUAGUGCAGUCACCACGCCCGGCCCUCGGGUGUUCCGCUCAGUCAUGGCUGCCGCCCGCAGGUCUCGCUCAGACUCCCGCUGCGUCCUGCGUUAUUCCGACCGAGAACUGUGCUGAGCUCAGAGGAACCGACAAGCGCCCAGCAUGGCGGAAGGUGAUGAGGAUUGUUACCCUGACAUCCUGAAGGCUGAUGAAAAUGGACUAUCUGGAGAAUCUAAUCUUCAGGAGGAGCUGCAAGUGUUUCGAGCUUGCUGGAUGUCCGAACUUACUCCAGGAGGAAGUUCUUCAGGAGCAGAGACUCAGUCCAGUAAAGUACUGAGAGGAUCUGUUGGGAAGGUCUCAGAUACCAAAUCUAAGCAUGAACUGGCCAAGGAGGAGAUGGCCAGAGAGCUUUUUCUUAAAGCUGCAGAGCGGGAGCAAAAUGGAGCACUCUAUGAAGCUAUCAAGUUUUACCGCCAAGCCAUGCAGCUUGUGCCUGACAUUGAGUUUAAAAUAAAUUACAACUGGUCCCCUGACGGAGAAGGGAAAAACUUUAUGGAAGAUGCCAACGAUGAUAGCAAGAUGGCUGACUUACUAGCCUACUUCCAGCAGCAGCUAUCAUUUCAAGAGUCUGCGCUCAAGUUGUGUCAGCCAGAGUAUGAUGUUACUCAGACUCAUAUUUCAGAGCUCCCUAUGGAGGUGCUGAUGUAUGUUUUCCGUUGGGUGGUUUCCAGUGAGCUUGAUCUACGAUCAUUAGAGCAAUUGUCCUUGGUCUGCAAGGGCUUUUAUAUUUGUGCAAGGGAUCCUGAAAUCUGGCGCCUAGCAUGCCUGAAAGUAUGGGGCAGAAACUGUGUGAAGAUGCUACCUUACAUCACCUGGAGGCAGAUGUUUCUCGAGAGGCCCCGUGUCCGUGUUGAUGGUGUGUAUAUUGGCAAGACUACAUACAUACGCCAGGGAGAGCAGUCUUUGGAUGGAUUUUACAGAGCCUGGCACCAAGUGGAAUAUUACAGGUAUAUGAGAUUCUUUCCUGAUGGUCAGAUUAUUAUGAUGACUACCCCAGAAGAGCCUCAAACAUUUGUACCUCGUUUAAGGUCAAAAAAUGCAAGGAUUGAUGCUAUGCUGCUUGGCCAUUAUCGUCUGACUCAAGAUACAGAUAAUCAAACCAAAGUUUUUGCAGUUGUAACCACCAAGAAGGAAGAGAAACCUACAGAGUACCAAAAAUAUCGUUACUUCCGCCAUGCCCCAGUGCAGGAAACUGACCACAGCUUUCAUGUGGGGCUUCAGCUGUGCUCGAGUGGUCGUCACAAAUUUAACAAGCUGGUUUGGAUUCAUCAUUCUUGUCAUAUUAAUUACAAAUCCACUGGAGAGACGUCGGUUACAUCAUUUGACAUGAAUAAGAUGUACACCCCACUGAUGUUUUCCCGUGUGAAGAGUUACACUUCUGUAUCAGAGAGACCCCUCUAAAGUUUCUCUUUCAUUUCUGCAUGAUUUUCAAGGAUAAUUAGAAAACAAUGAUGCUUUUGGCAUACAUUUAUCUGUGGUUUCUGCUGCAAACUGUGGGUGCUUUUAAGAGAUGAUUUUAUUUUGGGGCAUGUAGGGGUAGAAUUGUUUUCUAAAACUUGAAAUCUUAUUUUCAAGCAUUGUGCUUUUUGCGGAAAUGUUUUGAUAAUUCUAUUCAGCAUAAGUCUUUCUCUGCUCUUUUCUUCCAGUUUGUUAUUACUGUUUUCUGUUGUUACACAAACUGCCCCAUGGCUAUAUAACUGAAUGUUGUAUUAUUCAAGACCUUCACCUUCUGAAAGCGGUACAUGAUAUAUGCAAGAUAUCAGUCUGGUUGUGUCUCCACACUCUAAGAUACAAUAUUCAUAGAUGUUUCUAGAGAGACCAGGGGAAAAGGAAGAAUGCAUUGUUUUUACAUUUGCCUCCAUCAAAAACAAUGGCACAUUAGACGAUAGCGCCACUCAAAACAGUUGAUUCGUUUGCAGGGCGAUUAGGACACUUGGAAGUGUCGUGUCACUUUUUACUAGUAGCAAGCACCACCUCAACACAUCACUACACUUCUUCAUUGGAUCUGCUUCCCUUGCUUGCUCGUACUGCAUUGCUUUCAGUCUUGCAGAUUGCCCUUUUGACAUUUGGGCAUUCAGAAUGAAUUAAAGGCAGGAUGAACUGAAAGAGCCGCAAGUUGACAAAGAAACUUCAUACUGGUGGAUUUUUCUGUUAGAUUCAUAGUAUAGCUUCAUGAGCCAAAUGCUGUAAUUGUCCUCCGCCUAAAGCUGAAGUUCCCAUGCUUAUGGGGUUCUCAAUGCAAACUUAUUUCCCACAUAAUGAGAUUACAUUCAAUGCUUGAUCUACAUAGAGCUAGUGGGUUGUAAAGGACAGUCUGGGGUUGAUGCAAAUCCCUGAUCCCUAGCAAACAUGCUAAGAAGUUACCUGUAUUUUACUAUAAAUGAGAACUGUGUGCAAUAUUUCAAUUGUUUUUAAAAAGGGAACCAUUGGCAAAACAACCCUGGAUUGUUAUAAACUUACAGGAAUGAGGAAUGUACUUUGCCAUGGAACCCGUUAUAAAAAGCCUUGUGUUUUAUGUAUCUUUGUUACUUUUUUUUCUCCAAUUAAAAUAAAACUGAGUUCUGGAAAGAGGCUAAAAGUAAAUACACUGAAUGAUUUGUUAACUCUU
This is a messenger RNA of Rana temporaria (common frog), 2691 nucleotides long. RefSeq names its product F-box protein 9 (gene FBXO9). Gene Ontology annotation, molecular function: protein binding. Gene Ontology annotation, cellular component: SCF ubiquitin ligase complex. The record is from RefSeq and is a predicted model, not a curated record. Gene Ontology annotation, biological process: SCF-dependent proteasomal ubiquitin-dependent protein catabolic process. The transcript is spliced from 13 exons. The coding region runs from base 186 to 1484 and encodes 432 amino acids. NCBI's taxonomy places the organism in Eukaryota, Metazoa, Chordata, Amphibia, Anura, Ranidae.